Molecule: messenger RNA, 1574 nt
Organism: Candoia aspera
Lineage: Eukaryota; Metazoa; Chordata; Lepidosauria; Squamata; Candoiidae
Gene: LMO3
Product: LIM domain only 3
Exons: 4
Coding region: 199-636 (145 amino acids)
Biological process (GO): positive regulation of transcription by RNA polymerase II
Cellular component (GO): nucleus
Molecular function (GO): DNA-binding transcription factor binding; transcription coactivator activity
Source: RefSeq, a predicted model, not a curated record
AACCGGCCACGAGACGCAGCCCCAUUCCAGCUUUUGGCAAGCGACGCCGCCGCUCUCUCCGCCGCCUUCCGCCUAACAAGGGUGACCUUUUUCCCUCCGCUGUAUUAUGUCUGGCUGCUUAAGGGAUUGCGUGCAGCAACUGACACCGCGCCUGACUUCCUCCCGCUCGGCUCCAAGCAAGCUGCUUUAGGUAUACAAAUGCUCUCUGUCCAGCCAGACACGAAACCGAAAGGUUGUGCUGGCUGCAACCGUAAGAUCAAGGACAGGUAUCUCCUCAAGGCCCUGGACAAGUACUGGCAUGAGGACUGUCUGAAAUGUGCCUGCUGUGACUGCCGCUUGGGGGAAGUGGGCUCUACCUUGUACACCAAAGCCAACCUUAUCCUGUGCCGCAGAGACUACCUAAGGUUAUUUGGUGUUACUGGAAACUGUGCAGCCUGUAGCAAGCUUAUCCCUGCUUUUGAGAUGGUGAUGAGAGCCAAGGACAAUGUUUACCACUUGGACUGUUUUGCAUGUCAACUUUGUAAUCAGAGAUUUUGCGUGGGAGACAAAUUUUUCCUAAAGAACAACAUGAUUCUGUGCCAGACGGACUAUGAAGAGGGCUUAAUGAAAGAAGGCUAUGCACCCCAAGUCCGCUGAUUCAGACCCUCUCCGCUCAGAGUAUGGAAGCCCAACAUUCUUCUUUUCUUUUCUUUUCUUUCCUUCUCUUUUCUUUAACAUGUAAAUAAGAAAUGACACCGGAACCUACUAAAUAGCAUAGAUAUAGGGAGACAGAAUGGUCUUGGGGAAUAAAAGGAGGACUGCACUUACCUGUAGUGGAAAUUGCACCCGUUCACAGCUGGAUGUCCAUUAAAAGAUACUGUAAAUACUGCUGAAAGUUUAGUUUUGGUUUGGCUUGCUGGUUGUUUUGUUUUGUUUUUUUGUUUAUUCCUUUUGUGUCCUUUGGCAUGAAAUGCUUCUUUUGGACGAAUGUACAUAAUAUAUUGUAAGAUUUGAAACACAAAUGUAAUACAGUUUUAUUGUGUUACCAUUUGUGAUCCUGUUUGCUUCUUUGUAUUGUUGCAUUUAGUACAAUCGGUGUCUAAACUUUAUUAUAUAUUUAUGCUUUCUGUAUCUACCAGCUAUUUUGAAAAAGCUAUAUCUUUCUAGUAAAACCAACAAACAAGGAAAAAAAAAGAAUUUUAAGAGCCAAUCCCAUUGUCUUCUUCUCUGUAUCGGAAGCUGUACAACUGCUCCAUUGACACUUGAACUGUACGAUUAAAAAUAACAGAUGAGAUUGAGCCAAAGUUAAGUACUUACUUCUAUUGAAAUGGAUAGGACAUAUUUAAGUGCAUGUUUAACUCUUCUCUUGAAAUCAGUGGGAUUUAGAAGUGCUUCACUUUUUACUAGAUUACAAUGCUAGCAACAGACAGUGCUGAAAUUGCUGUGGUCCAAGAUAUUUUAGAAGAUCUUUGAAAACCUGCUGCUGCUUUUUCCUUUUUAAAAGAAGAGGAAUGAUGUUAGCUCUUUUCUUUCACACUGUGCAUUGAAAAGUACUUCCUGGUUUGCCAUAAUAAUUUGGAAAUGGCUAUGUUGUA